Molecule: messenger RNA, 1402 nt
Organism: Pistacia vera
Lineage: Eukaryota; Viridiplantae; Streptophyta; Magnoliopsida; Sapindales; Anacardiaceae
Product: protein IQ-DOMAIN 14-like
Exons: 5
Coding region: 194-1402 (402 amino acids)
Molecular function (GO): protein binding
Source: RefSeq, a predicted model, not a curated record
UACGCCCAGUGGCAGGCUACAAUAAUGUAGUACUUUUCCCUUAUACCACAUUUAUGUCUCCGUGCCUUGUGCAUUUAAAGAUGCCAACUACUUCAUGAAGAAGCAUCCUAUAAAUGAAGCCCCAAGUUUAAUUAAUGUUGUUUGGUUUACUGUUUAGCUAAAACUUAAUUCCUAUAUCAUUUUUGUAAGGAAGAUGGGAGGAAAUUCUUGGUUGAGUGCAGUUAAGAGAGCUUUUUUGUCUACUACAAAGGAUGAUGAGAAGAGGAGAAAUACUAGAGAAGAUCUGCAGGAACAAGAGGAAGAAGAAAAGAAGAGAGGAAAAAGAAGAUGGAUUUUCAAGAAGCCUUCGAAUCAAGAAACAAUUACACAACACCGUGAAGUGAGGACCAUAACUACAACUGCAAACAUUUCUGAAGCUGAGGAAAGACAUGCUAUUGCAGUGGCCAUGGCUGAAGCAGCAGUAGCAAAAGCCCAAGCAGCUGUAGAGGCUGUUCGUCUUUCAAGGCCUUCUGUUUUGCUUAAACGGCACUUGGCAGCCAUGGUUAUACAGACAGCUUUUAGAGGAUAUUUGGCAAGGAGAGCUCUUCGUGCCCUUAAGGCGGUGGUAAAACUGCAAGCAUUAGUUAGAGGCCACAAUGUUCGAAAGAGAGCAAAUAUGACUCUUCGAUGCAUGCAGGCUCUAGUUCGUGUACAAGCUCGGGUGCGUCAUCAGCGCAUGAAGCUUUGUACUAAUGACCACAAAUCCAUUAUUAAUUCUAGAGAUGAAAGCAGUAAUGCAGAUGCAGAUGAUUGGCUCCAUUGGGAUGCUGACCCCCUGAAGACAAAAGAAGUUGCCUCGAAACGUGAAAAAGCUCUUGGUUAUGCCUUCUCUCAACAGAUAUGGAGAAGUUGGAGAGACGGCGUUCAAAGUGAAGAAGAGGUUGAUGAGAAACCGGGUCCCAGUGGAUGGCUAAGAAGAGAAAGAGAAAGUGAGCCCAUAAAAACUGUUGAAGUUGAUACCUCUCGCCCUCACUCCUACGUCAAGAAAUCACAAUUACAACAUAAUUACCAACCACAAAGACACAGUUCAUAUUCGGUUGCUUCUCCUCUCCGUUCAGGCUCACCCAUCACACCAUCGCCAACUGAAACAAGGCCACUUCAAGUGCAUUCGGCAACAGUUCCAAACUACAUGGUAGCGACUGCAUCUGCCAGGGCACGAUUUAGGUCACAAAGUGCACCAAGGCAGAGGCAUUCAACUUCGGAGAGGGCGAAGAAACGCCUGUCUUUCCCAAAUCCUGAUACAUAUCUUAGUGAUCAUAGCAACCAGGAGCAGAGAUCCAACGUGUCUUUCUGUAAUGACAGCAUGGAUGACGAGAUUUAUCCACCUUCAACCACCAAUGACCUAAGCAGGUGGAUCAGAUAA